This is a messenger RNA of Anopheles moucheti, 1746 nucleotides long. Its product is annotated as forkhead box C1-A. The transcript has 5 exons. Bases 1 to 1746 code for a protein of 581 amino acids. Gene Ontology annotation, molecular function: DNA-binding transcription factor activity, RNA polymerase II-specific; RNA polymerase II cis-regulatory region sequence-specific DNA binding. The record is from RefSeq and is a predicted model, not a curated record. Lineage: Eukaryota; Metazoa; Arthropoda; Insecta; Diptera; Culicidae. Gene Ontology annotation, biological process: regulation of transcription by RNA polymerase II.
AUGACGCAACUGGAGGAAGACGACCUUUUGAACAAUUUGCUGAAAAUUCCAGGCACCAUCAUCAUUUACAACAAUGAUAUGAGCUCUUAUGAUUACAUACUAAACGCUCACAAUGUAGCGCUCCCGCUGACACCGGCAACUUCUACAGCCGGUUCAGCUACAUCGGAACAAUCGGUGGACGACCUGAACAGCAGUGCAUCGAUCGAUGCGGACGUGACAUCUUCGCCAAGUCCCGCAAACCACAACUACACCAAUGGAGUUCCCCAACUGACAAUCGGGUCUCCUAUCUCCCAUGCACCGCUGGAUACUCCCGCUAACUCCGAACUGGAUCACAGCUUCAGCAGUGUGGAACCAUCCGAACCCGUUGUGUGUGACACCCUGGGGGAGCUUAACGCAGCAGAUCUUACCGAAGCGAUCGAGACAGAUGAGCUAGAGUAUGAAGAGAUGGAAACAGGAACCGGGCCUGGGGAACCCCGGGAAGAAGAGGACGAUGAUUCCGAACCGGAACUAACCAAUCUGUCCUGGCUGACGGAGUUGAAGAACAUCACCAACCUGACGCCGUCGGACGCUCCGCUAACGGAUUUGCCUACGGCACGGUUUAAUAAAUUUAUCGCACAAGUACGAAGGAGCCGGGAAACAUACGACAAGCGCAAAGAGCAGUACACGUCAGUGUCGAGCUCGCUGGAAAAACCACCCUUCAACUAUGCACAAAUCAUCGCCAUGGCCAUGCUGGAGGAGGGCCGCAUGACGCUCAAGCAGAUAUGCAAAUGGAUACAGGAAAAGUUUUCCUACUACAAAGUGCACAAAAACUGGAAUAACUCCAUCAGACACAACUUGUCGCUGAGUUUUUUCUUUACCAAAGUACAACGGGCCAAAGAUGAGAAGGGAAAGGGAGGCUACUGGGAGCUCUCUAUGGAUGUGUCAAAGAGCGAACGUCGACGGGUGCGCGUAAGGCAGCGAAACAAAUCAACCAACAAUGGCACACAAUGCAAUCGGCGAUCGACAUCGGCCCGUUUCGAGUUAAAGCAAACUACGAAUGGCAUCAACAACAACAACGAACAAACUGUUAACAAUAAUCUUCCUAAGUAUCCGACGGCAUCAUCCUGCGAGGCAGCGCUCGAAACGAUCGCGACAACAUCACCGGCAACGAUCGAUUGUGUAUCACCCGUUGUUGACGCGCAUCAGCCACAGCAGACCACCCUAGACAGCAAUAAUAACAACUGUGCUCAGCCAGAAGCCGUAGCAACGCCUCUCCAGGUGCAGAACGUAAUGAUCGAUAUUAUUGACAACUACAGCAAAUCAGCAAUGGAAACGGUCCUUCAACCGGUACCAAUCAGUGCCACCGGUGAGAAUGUGGGACAAACGGAGCUCUCUAUCCUGCAACCAGUCGCGGAACUACCAGUCAACGAGGAACAACUGAUGCGAGCUAGUGCGAUGGUAGAAAGCUGCACGAUUAACUUCGAUUCCAUCAUCAACGGGGAAAAUGGUGCCAGUAUUUUCAACACUCUCAACGUGGACGAGAUCUUCUCCGAUAACGAAAUACCGCAACCUGCGAACGACGACAUCAUUGUGCCAUUCUUCAGUAACGUCCAGCAGGUGCAGGCUGGUCCAAACGUGGUUGUCGAAACCAUUCCCUACUACCUUCCCGACAUGGGGAACUUCGACGAGAGUGAUUUCGGCAACCUGAUAAACAUCAACGAGCAGGAAAUUAGUGACGAGUUCCUCAACGAGCACGGGUUUCUUUAA